Rotaria socialis is the source of this 1449-nucleotide messenger RNA. NCBI's taxonomy places the organism in Eukaryota, Metazoa, Rotifera, Eurotatoria, Philodinida, Philodinidae. The record is from the annotation of a GenBank genome assembly.
AUGACAUCGGAAUACGAACGUAAAUUAAUUGAUAUGCAAUAUCAAAUGCGUGAAAAUAACUCAUAUUUAACUGACUAUUUAAAAGAUUUAAAUUCUUGGACAGAUGACAUAAAAAAGAAAGAAGAAAAUCUAAAAACUACAGCAAAUUCAACAUCAACAAUAAAAGAGCUUCCACCGGUACGCAAUUUUGUUGUACCACCAAGACCAAAAAAGAAAUCUAAAAAGAACAACAGUUCAACAAAAACUUCAUCGAUACGCUCAUUUGAUUAUCGUGCAUGGGAUAAAUUCAAUGUUGAUGAAGCAUGUGCACAAAUUGAUAAUGAACAACAAGAAAAAGAAGACGACAACAACAACGAAGAAGAUGAUGGUGAUGCCGAUGAAGAAGAUGAAGAAUGGCAAGAAGAAGUAUUAAAAAAGAAAGGCGAAUAUUAUAAAGAUUGCGGUAAUUAUCACUUUAAACAAAAACAAUAUACAGAAGCUAUUGAGUCAUAUACCAAGGCAAUUGAAUGUAAUCCAAUAUGUCCAAUUUAUUUUGCUAAUCGUGCUCAAUGUCAACUAUUUGAACAACGUUAUGGUGCCUGUGAAGCUGAUUGUACAUUAGCUAUACAACUUGAUGAAAAUUAUUUAAAAGCUUACUAUAGAAGAGCAUUAGCACGUGUUGAAAUGGAAAAGUUUGAUCAAGCAAGAGAAGAUUUACAAUACAUUCUCGCACGAGAACCAUCGAAUGCCGACGCAAAAACGAAAUUAGCGGAAGUUAAUAAGAAAGAUGAAAUUAAACGAUUAGGAAGAAUUUAUCCAUUACAAGAUAAACCUAUCGAUAAACGAUCCACUAAACCGUUAAAAAGAAUUGAAAUACAAGAAAUCGAUACAUCAAUUAUUUCAAUAAGUGAAACAACAAAGAAAAAAGCGAUUAUUAUUGAAGAAAUGGACACAGAUCCAAAGUCUUCUGAAUCAAUAAUUCCGUCAAUAUCAUCUGUCCUUCCUUCGCCUUCUACCAUCAUCACUGCUACUACUCCUUUGUCAGUACAAUCUAAAAAACCAACAACAAUUGAAAAGCCACCAACUAAAUCAAUACCUAUUCCAACGGCAAUUCCAACAACAGGAUUUCAAUUUAAACGUGAUUGGUUAAAUUUAAACAAUCAAAUUGAACAGCAAGCCAUUUAUCUCAAGAGAAUUCCGCCCAAAUCUUAUAAAACAAUAUUUUCUACUGGUAUUGAUUCAUCAGUUUUUUCAAGAAUUUUACUUCUAUGGUCAAAUGAAACGACUAUCGAUGAACAUUUACUUAAUUCAAUGUAUGAAAUACGUCUAACGCCCAGAUUCAAUACACAAUUAAGUUUUCUUGGUAGUGAUGAUAAAAAAUUAUUGGAAACAAUUCUGCAAAAGCUAGAAAACAAAUGUUCAUCAACAGAUAAAGUUCAAACUAUUUUACGUGAUUACAAAAUUGAUUGA